Messenger RNA from Clarias gariepinus (North African catfish), 3140 nucleotides. RefSeq names its product kynurenine--oxoglutarate transaminase 3-like. The coding region runs from base 230 to 1582 and encodes 450 amino acids. The transcript is spliced from 14 exons. Gene Ontology annotation, cellular component: mitochondrion; cytoplasm. NCBI's taxonomy places the organism in Eukaryota, Metazoa, Chordata, Actinopteri, Siluriformes, Clariidae. Gene Ontology annotation, biological process: biosynthetic process. Gene Ontology annotation, molecular function: L-kynurenine:2-oxoglutarate transaminase activity; pyridoxal phosphate binding. The record is from RefSeq and is a predicted model, not a curated record.
GUGACGUCAUCAUCGUGCGGCAAAAUAAACCGUCUAACUGUUCAGGUAAAUCCGUUGUUUAUUUAAAAUUAUAAAUUUAUUUAUUUGUCUAAAAGUGUUUUUUAAAAAUAGUUUUAGUUUUUAAUCGUAUUAAAUGGAACGGGCAUUUUAAACCAGGACAAACAAGGUCACGUCGAAUUUUGCGCUUGCGAAACAUAAGAUAAGAGUUUUCACCAAGCAGGAUCUGGACAUGAACAUCAGGUGCACAUUAAAUAGCAUCAGAUCUGCUUACUGUUUACUCAGGACGAGUCCAGCAAGGAAGUUCUCCUCCACACUUUACACUAUGGCUUCUAUUAAACACAAGAAUGCAAAAAGGAUUAAAGGACUAGAGAAAAAUAUAUGGAUUGAACUUACAUCUGUAGCAGCAGAUCCUUCCAUCGUAAAUCUCGGUCAAGGUUACCCAGAUAUCCCCCCUCCAGCUUAUGUGAAGAAUGGUCUCGCUCAAGCUGCAAUGGUGGACCGGCUCAACCAGUACACACGUGGCUUUGGUCACCCAUCUCUGGUAAAAGCCCUGUCUCAGGUGUACAGUAAGGUGUACAGCCGUCAAAUUGACCCUUUUAAAGAGAUCCUGGUGACAGUGGGAGCCUAUGGCUCUUUAUUCAGCAGCUUUCAGGGACUUGUGGAGGAGGGAGACGAGGUUAUAAUAAUUGAACCCUUCUUUGACUGCUAUGUUCCUAUGGUUAAGAUGGCAGGAGCCAAACCAGUUUUAAUACCACUUCGUCUCAAGUCUGGUAAGGAGACAGACAUCAGCAGUGCAGACUGGGUUCUCGAUCAGGAUGAACUUGCCAGUAAAUUUACUUCCAAAACAAAGGCCAUCGUUAUUAACACCCCUAAUAACCCCAUCGGCAAGGUGUUUAACAGGAGUGAGCUGCAGGCUAUCGCCGAUCUCUGCAUCAAGCAUGACACACUGUGCUUCAGUGACGAGGUGUACGAAUGGAUCAUAUACAAGGGGCACGAGCAUGUGAAAAUAGCGACUCUUCCUGGCAUGUGGGAACGAACCAUUACGAUCGGCAGUGCAGGAAAAACAUUCAGUGUGACGGGUUGGAAGCUGGGUUGGUCAAUAGGGCCUGAGCACUUGAUCAAACACCUCCAAACUGUCAUGCAGAACACUCUGUACACCUGUCCAACACCAUUACAGGAGGCAGUUGCACGUGGACUCCUGCUUGACUGUGAGCGAAUGGGACAGCCUGACUGCUAUUUCUCUACCCUAUCUGAGGAGCUGCAGGGAAAGAGAGACCGCAUGGCGGCCAUUUUGAAGCAGACAGGGAUGUGUCCUGUAGUUCCUGAAGGAGGCUACUUCAUGCUCGCCGAUGUCACAGCUCUCAAUCAGGAUCUUUCAGGCAUGAAUGACGAUGAGGCGUAUGACUACAAGUUUGUCAAGUGGAUGAUAAAGGAGAAGAAAUUGGCAGCCAUUCCUGUAACAGCAUUCUGCGGUGAUGACUCCAAGAAGCACUUUGAGAAAUACAUCCGGCUGUGUUUUAUUAAGCAAGACAGUACGCUGGAUGCUGCUGAGGUCAUUCUAAAGAACUGGAACAAAGCCUGACCCUGGGUAUCACAUUGACACUGUAUUAGCUUACUCGCCUCAGAUCCACAUUACCUCUGAUGAACACGUACAGUGUGUGUCAAUGUUUAAAUUCAGUGCUGGGCACAACAGUGUUUUUAGCCCCAACCAACGACAGAGAGGCAACACAACUUCAACUGAUUUUAUGGUAUGGCUACAGUAUCUGCAGUGAAUGCUGUCAGAUAGAACAUUCACAGAUCAGAAAUAACAUUACGACCACUCGCCUAUUGACUAGAUCCCCUUUUGAAACCCAUCCAGACAUGAACUUCUGGCUACUUCCUACAGUGCAUCCUGGUGCCAUUUCUCCCCCAGGAGAGUGACGCACACUCCCCCCACCAUCCACAUGAUGUAAAAGAAAAUAUGCCAUUGUUCUUGCAUUGCUCCAUCGUUCAAUUUUGAUGCUCACAUGGCCAUUGUCAGCACUUUCGGUUGUGGAGAUGGGUCAGCAUGGGCACCCUGACCGGUCUGAAGAUACACAGCUCCAUACGCAACAAACUGUCAUCUUUAUUUCGGAACCAGCAUUAACUUUGUCAGCAAUUUAAGGUACAGUACUGUAGCUCUUCUGUUGGAUUAGUGGCCAACCAUGAUCCCGUCACCAGUUCACCCAUUUUCUUUUCUUUCAAUCACUUUUGGUAUGUCCUGGCGACUGCAGGAUGGGAUCGUCCCACAAGAGCUGCAGUCUUGGAGUUGCUCUGACCCAGUUGUCUAGGCAUUACAAUUUGGCCAUUGUUAAAGUCGCUCAAAUCCUUAUGCUUGCACAUUUUUUUUCUGCUACCAACACACCAACGUCACGGACAAGUGAAAAUAUUUACUUGCUGGCUAAUAUAUCAUGCAGGUGCCAUUGUAACAAGAUGAUCAAUGUUAAUUGACGUCACACCUCAGUGGUCAUAAAGUUAUGGCUGAUCAGCGAAUGUUACUUAUGAUAUAGGAUUGGGAGACUGGAGGAAGCGGAGAAGAUUCAGUUAAAUUUUAUUUAUAUAGUGCUUUCAACAAUGGUCAUUGUCUCAAAGCAGCUUCACAAAAAUGAAAGAAUUUUUUAGAAAAGAAAAUAUUUGGAAGUGUGUAUGUGCGAAAAAAAAUGUGUCUAGAUAAUGAGAUGAAUAAAUGAUAAAUGGAAUGUCUCUGAUGAUCAAGCGAAGGGUGACGGCGACGGUGGCAAGGAAAAACUCCCUGAGAUGGCAAUAGAAAGAAACCUUGAGAGGAACAAGACUCAAUCAGGGAACCCAUCCUCAUCUGGGUAAAAAACAUGGUAGAUAAUAGUAGGCAGUGAAACAACGGUAUUUACCUAUGUGAGCAUGAUCAGACAUCUGCAUAGUAGAAAUGUAUUAUUAGAUCAAUUUGCUUGGCUGUGGACUCUCAGUCCUUGUUUAGGGUCAAAAACAGUUGUACAAGCACUCGGCCCAUGAGGCUCCUUUACUAACAUACAACUGCAAUGAAAAUUUUCCUGUGUAAAGCAAAUGUGGACUACUAUUUACUGUCAGUUUAAAAUUGUGGUUUGGAGACUGAAUACAGUUUGACCUAAUUAAAGACCUUCCUAUUG